CUCAGAAAAUUUGUUUAUAACCAAAUUCUGUGGGUUAAAUGAAAUAAUAGAUAUUAAAGUUAUCACUGUCUUUGGAGAUGAUGAUAGAGGCCAUCUAUCUGCAAUGAGAACUUAUUUUGUUGGGAAAAUGCUGAGAAGCAGCAAGGAGGAAGUGCAUGUGUGAGCCAUGGAACCUGUAGACUUCAGAGCAGUGAUUAGCCCAACAACAGCUGGCAACUGUUUUGAUGUUGUAUAAUGAAUAUUUACUGUGUGCAUGCUGGCUUAAUCGCAGAACUGUCAGAGUGGAAAAAGCACUGGAUCAGAAGUCAGGAGAGCUAAUCGCUACCCACCCACCCGUGUGCCUCCUUUCCCCACCUUUAAGAUGAAAUGGUAGAGGGAAAGGGCUCUAAGGUUCUCCCUGUUCUGAUACUUACUGUUCUGUGGUUCUCCGCUGCACACCUGUCAAAAGCAUUUUGACUUUCUUUAAGUUGCUUAAGCCAGCGUUUUGGUUAGAUGCAUCCAGGAGCUUAUUCCCACUGGCUGUUGGGAACAGCAAAACCUUGCUUCUCCGGGACUUGAUAUGUCUUCUGCUAACCGCUGACAGUGAGCCAUACCACCUAAAAGGCUCCCCCAGUAGCCUUAAAGAUUGAAAGGACAAACGGACAUUAUUGAGAACUCUGUGGAAGAGGAGACCAGAGAGACGUUGAUCAUCAUGGCUCCUUGGGAUUUGCAAAGAGGAAUGACUAGAGCUGGGCCAUUCACUACAGCCAGGUCAAAGGUCAGGUCAGGAAUGUGGACAAUGCUGGUGACUCCAGUUGCUUCCAAGAUCCGGUACUUGCAGGAAUAUCAUAACCGAGUUCUCCACAACAUUUAUCCCGUACCAUCAGGAACAGAUAUUGCAAACACCCUGAAGUACUUUUCUCAAACCUUGUUAAGCGUCCUGCGAGAUGCUCCUUCAGAACGCGGCCCGCAAAGUCGUGAUGCUCAGUUGUCAGACUACCCUUCUUUGGACUACCAAGGCCUCUACGUGACUUUGGUGACUCUCCUGGAUCUAGUUCCUUUACUACAGCAUGGCCAACACGAUCUUGGACAGUCAAUAUUUUAUACGACCACGUGUUUGCUCCCCUUUCUCAGUGAUGAUGUUCUGAGCACUUUGCCCUACACAAUGAUCUCAACGCUAGCCACCUUCCCUCCAUUUCUUCAUAAGGAUAUUAUUGAAUAUCUUAGCACAUCUUUUCUACCAAUGGCUAUAUUGGGUUCCUCCAGGAGAGAAGGUGUUCCGGCCCAUGUUAACCUCUCUGCAUCCUCAAUGCUAAUGAUUGCAAUGCAGUACACCUCUAACCCAGUGUAUCAUUGUCAAUUAUUGGAAUGCCUCAUGAAGUAUAAACAAGAAGUCUGGAAAGAUCUUUUGUAUGUGAUUGCCUACGGGCCUUCACAGGUGAAGCCUCCAGCAGUACAGAUGCUUUUCCACUAUUGGCCCAACCUGAAGCCUCCCGGAGCCAUAAGCGAGUACAGGGGCUUACAGUACACAGCUUGGAAUCCCAUCCACUGCCAGCACAUCGAAUGUCACAAUGCAAUCAACAAGCCGGCUGUGAAGAUGUGUAUAGACCCGUCCUUGUCAGUAGCGUUGGGUGAUAAGCCACCUCCACUGUAUCUCUGUGAAGAAUGCAGCGAGAGGAUUUCAGGGGACCAUAGCGAGUGGUUGAUUGAUGUUCUUCUGCCACAAGCUGAAAUAUCUGCUAUAUGUCAGAAAAAGAACUGCAGCUCCCAUGUCAGAAGGGCAGUGGUCACCUGCUUUUCAGCAGGGUGCUGCGGUCGCCACGGAAACAGGCCUGUUCGGUACUGCAAAAGGUGCCACUCGAACCACCACAGUAAUGAGGUGGGGGCCACCGCAGAAACUCACCUCUACCAGACCUCUCCACCCCCCAUCAACACCCGGGAGUGUGGGGCAGAGGAGCUGGUCUGCGCUGUGGAGGCAGUGAUCAGCUUGUUGAAAGAAGCAGAGUUCCAUGCAGAACAGAGGGAGCAUGAGUUGAACCGGCGGCGGCAGCUGGGCCUCUCUUCCUCCCACCACUCCUUGGACAACACUGACUUUGAUAACAAAGAUGAUGACAAGCAUGACCAGAGGCUGCUCAGCCAAUUCGGGAUAUGGUUCUUAGUGAGCCUCUGCACACCCAGCGAGAACACGCCCACAGAGAGCCUGGCUCGGCUGGUGGCUAUGGUAUUUCAGUGGUUUCAUUCCACGGCGUACAUGAUGGAUGAUGAAGUUGGAAGCUUGGUGGAAAAGCUGAAGCCCCAGUUCGUCACCAAGUGGUUGAAGACAGUAUGUGAUGUCCGAUUUGAUGUCAUGGUCAUGUGCCUUCUUCCCAAACCCAUGGAAUUUGCCAGGGUUGGUGGAUACUGGGACAAGUCCUGUAGCACAGUGACUCAGUUAAAGGAAGGUCUCAACAGGAUCCUUUGCCUGAUUCCUUACAAUGUCAUCAGCCAGUCUGUGUGGGAGUGCAUUAUGCCUGAAUGGCUGGAAGCCAUCCGGACAGAAGUCCCUGACAACCAGUUAAAGGAAUUCAGGGAAGUAUUAAGCAAAAUGUUUGACAUAGAGCUGUGCCCUCUGCCGUUUUCAAUGGAAGAGAUGUUUGGCUUUAUUAGCUGUCGGUUUACAGGAUAUCCCUCCACUGUGCAGGAGCAAGCGCUACUCUGGCUUCACGUAUUAUCGGAGUUAGAUAUCACGGUUCCACUUCAACUCUUGAUAAGUAUGUUUUCUGAUGGUGUUAAUUCUGUCAAAGAAUUGGCAAAUCAAAGAAAAUCAAGAGCCAAUGAACUGGCAGGGAACCUCGCAUCUCGAAGGGUGAGUGUCGCCUCUGAUCCUGGUCGACGAGGUCAGCACAAUACGUUGAGUCCGUUUCAUAGCCCUUUCCAGAGUCCGUUCCGGAGCCCCAUGCGUAGUCCGUUCCGUAGCCCUUUCAAGAACUUUGGACACCCAGGAGGAAGGACUAUUGAUUUUGAUUGUGAAGAUGAUGACAUGAAUCUAAAUUGUUUCAUCCUCAUGUUUGACCUUCUCCUAAAGCAGAUGGAGUUACAAGAUGACGGCAUCACGAUGGGUUUAGAGCACAGUUUGUCCAAGGACAUUAUUUCUAUCAUAAACAAUGUCUUCCAGGCCCCCUGGGGGGGCUCCCACAGCUGCCAGAAGGACAAAAAGGCGACGGAGUGUAACCUGUGUCAGUCUAGCAUCCUCUGCUACCAGCUUGCCUGUGAACUCCUGGAGAGACUAGCUCCCAAAGAGGAAAGCCGGCUGGUGGAGCCCACAGACAGCCUUGAAGAUAGCCUCCUUUCUUCCAGACCAGAGUUCAUUCUAGGCCCUGAAGGAGAGGAGGAGGAGAACCCAGUAGCCAAACAUGGAGAGAAUCCAGGCAACCGUACAGCGCCCUCAGAACAUGCUGCAAUAAAGAACGACACGGAAAGAAAAUUUUGCUACCAACAGCUUCCAGUUACGUUGAGACUAAUAUAUACCAUUUUCCAGGAAAUGGCGAAGUUUGAAGAGCCAGACAUUCUUUUUAAUAUGCUCAACUGCCUGAAGAUUCUCUGUCUGCAUGGAGAGUGUCUGUACACUGCAAGGAAAGACCAUCCUCAAUUUUUAGCCUACAUUCAGGACCACAUGUUGAUUGCAAGCCUCUGGAGAGUCGUCAAGUCUGAGUUCUCUCAGCUGUCUUCACUGGCAGUUCCUCUCCUUCUUCACGCUCUGUCCCUUCCUCAUGGUGCUGACAUAUUCUGGACAAUCAUAAAUGGCAACUUCAACAGCAAAGACUGGAAGAUGAGGUUUGAAGCAGUGGAAAAAGUAGCUGUCAUCUGUAGGUUUUUGGAUAUUCACUCAGUGACCAAAAACCACCUGCUGAAGUACUCUCUGGCACAUGCCUUCUGCUGCUUUCUGACAGCUGUGGAGGAUGUCAAUCCCGCAGUGGCCACCAGAGCAGGUCUCCUCCUUGACACCAUAAAGAGGCCAGCACUGCAGGGCCUCUGCCUUUGCCUUGACUUCCAGUUCGACACUGUGGUUAAAGACCGACCCACCAUCCUGAGCAAGCUCUUACUCUUGCAUUUUCUUAAGCAAGACAUUCCUGCUUUGAGCUGGGAGUUCUUUGUUAACAGAUUUGAGACACUUUCUUUGGAAGCUCAGCUGCAUCUAGAUUGUAACAAAGAAUUUCCUUUUCCUACAACCAUCACUGCUGUGAGAACCAAUGUUGCCAACCUCAGUGAUGCUGCCUUGUGGAAGAUCAAGAGAGCACGCUUUGCAAGAAACAGACAGAAGAGUGUGCGGUCCCUGAGAGACAGUGUGAAAGGGCCCGCUGAAUCCAAGAGGGCGCUUUCCCUCCCUGAGACCCUGACCUCCAAAAUCCGACAACAGUCUCCAGAAAACGACAACACCAUCAAGGACCUGCUCCCAGAGGAUGCUGGCAUUGAUCACCAGACCGUCCACCAGCUGAUCACAGUGCUCAUGAAGUUCAUGACCAGGGAUGAAAGCAGUGCGGAGUCAGACAUCAGCAGCGCAAAGGCCUUCAACACAGUCAAGAGGCACCUCUACGUUUUACUUGGCUAUGACCAGCAGGAAGGAUGCUUCAUGAUUGCACCCCAAAAAAUGCGCCUGUCAACAUGCUUUAAUGCGUUUAUUGCAGGAAUUGCCCAAGUUAUGGACUAUAACAUUAACUUGGGCAAACACCUUCUCCCCCUCGUGGUUCAGGUGCUCAAAUACUGCUCUUGUCCUCAACUCCGGCAUUAUUUCCAACAGCCACCUCGCUGCUCCCUCUGGUCCCUAAAGCCUCACAUCAGGCAGAUGUGGUUGAAGGCCUUGCUCGUCAUCCUUUACAAGUAUCCGUACAGAGACUGUGAUGUCAGCAAGACCCUGCUGCACCUGAUUCACAUAACAGUCAAUACACUCAAUGCGCAGUACCAUAGCUGCAAGCCCCACGCCGCGGCGGGACCUCUGUACACUGACAGCAGCAACAUAAGCAGAUACAGCGAGAAGGAAAAAGGUGAAAUAGAACUGGCCGAAUAUAGAGAAACGGGUGCGUUGCAAGACAGCGUUCUACACUGUGUGAGAGAAGAAAGCAUUCAGAAAAAAAAGCUACGCUCUUUUAAACAAAAAUCUCUUGAUAUAGGGAAUGCAGACUCCCUCUUGUUUACGUUAGAUGAGCAUCGUAGGAAGUCCUGCAUAGAUCGGUGUGACAUAGAUAAGCCUCCUGCCCAAGCUGCUUAUAUCUCACAACGAAACGACCACCAUGGACGUUCUAGACAGAAUUCUGCUACGAGGCCGGACAAUACUGAAAUCCCCAAGAAUCCAGGCACCGAAGGUUUUCAAGAAAUUCGAAGGCCUGUGAUACCAGAGGUUAGGUUGAACUGCAUGGAGACAUUUGAAGUGAGAGUUGAUUCCCCAGGAAAGCCUGCUCCUAGGGAGGAUUUAGAUCUGAUAGAUCUGUCCUCAGACUCAACCUCUGGGCCAGAGAAACACUCUAUACUGUCCACAUCUGACAGCGACUCUCUGGUUUUUGAGCCUCUCCCACCUCUCAGAAUAGUCGAAAGUGAUGAAGAAGAAGAGAUGAUGAACCAAGGGAAUAGCGGUCCCUUGGGUAACAAUUCUGCCUCCUCCCCCUCCAUCCCUAGCCAGCCCUCUGUCCUCAGCCUGAGCACAACCCCUCUUGUGCAGGUGAGUGUAGAGGAUUGUUCCAAAGACUUUUCCUCCAAGGACUCAGGAAACCACCAGUCGGUGAGCAAUGAAGAUUCUACUAUCGCAGCUCUGGAUGAUCUCACAGACUCGGAAGAGCUGUCAAAGUCAGAGGGGUUGAGAGAGUUUGCCUCUGGCAGUCCGCUAACGCUUAAGCAAAAACGAGACCUCCUUCAGAAGUCAUCUGCCGUCCCUGAGAUGUCAGUGGACUAUAACCCCGAACCCGGCCCGGCUGAAGAAAAGCCAGGGCAGACGCCAACAUCAGGGGCCAAAACUGUGCUCCUCAAAGUUCCCGAAGAUGGUGAGAAUCUUACAGAAAGCGAGAAGCCCAACACCAGUGCCGAGUCCGACACAGAACAGAACCCUGAGAGGAAGGUGGAGGAGGAUGGAGCUGAGGAAUCAGAAUUUAAGAUUCAGAUCGUCCCCAGGCAGAGGAAACAAAGGAAGAUUGCCGUCAGCGCUAUCCAGAGAGAGUACCUUGACAUCUCCUUCAACAUCCUAGACAAACUGGGUGAACAGAAGGACCCAGAUCCCUCUGCUAAAGGACUUUCAACGUUGGAAAUGCCACGGGAAUCUUCCUCUGCCCCUACGUUAGAUGCAGGUGCCCCUGAAACAAGCAGUCACUCAUCAAUAUCAACUCAGUAUAGGCAGAUGAAAAGGGGAUCCCUGGGAGUUCUGACAAUGAGCCAGUUAAUGAAGCGACAGCUGGAGCACCAGUCUAGCGCCCCCCAUAACAUCAGCAGCUGGGACACUGAACAGAUACAGCCCGGGAAACGGCAGUGUAAUGUGCCAAUGUGCCUAAACCCCGACCUGGAGGGACAGCCAUUGAGGACAAGAGGUGCCACGAAGUCCAGCCUGUUGUCAGCACCCAGCAUCGCCAGCAUGUUUGUGCCAGCACCUGAAGAAUUCACAGAGGAGCAGCCAACCGUGAUGGCCGACAAAUGCCAUGACUGCGGGGCCAUUCUGGAGGAAUACGAUGAAGAGACCCUCGGGCUAGCCAUCGUGGUCCUCUCCACGUUCAUUCACCUAAGCCCAGACUUGGCGGCGCCCCUGUUGCUUGAUAUCAUGCAGUCUGUGGGAAGGCUUGCAUCCAGCACUACCUUUUCUAAUCAAGCAGAAAGCAUGAUGGUUCCAGGCAAUGCAGCAGGUGUGGCCAAGCAGUUCCUGCGCUGCAUCUUUCAUCAGCUGGCUCCCAACGGCAUCUUCCCUCAGCUCUUCCAGAGUGCCAUCAAAGAUGGGACUUUUUUACGGACCUUAGCCACAUCUCUCAUGGACUUCAACGAGCUGAGCUCAAUUGCUGCCCUCAGUCAGCUCUUGGAGGGUCUAAAUAACAAAAAGAAUUUACCAGCAGGGGGUGCUAUGAUACGCUGUUUGGAAAACAUUGCCACGUUCAUGGAAGCUCUGCCCAUGGAUUCUCCUAGUAGUCUCUGGACCACAAUCAGCAACCAGUUUCAGACAUUUUUUGCCAAGCUGCCUUGUGUUUUACCUCUGAAGUGUUCUUUAGAUUCCAGUUUGAGAAUUAUGAUUUGCCUCUUGAAGAUACCUUCCACCAAUGCCACGAGGAGUUUGUUGGAGCCAUUUUCCAAGCUACUGAGCUUUGUCAUUCAGAAUGCAGUCUUCACGCUGGCCUACCUCGUGGAGUUGUGUGGCUUGUGCUACCGAGCAUUCACAAAGGAGAGGGAUAAGUUCUACUUGUCUCGGAGCGUUGUUCUGGAACUUCUACAGGCCCUGAAGCUCAAGUCACCUUUGCCAGACACAAACCUCCUGCUGCUUGUCCAGUUUAUCUGUGCAGAUGCUGGAACCAAGCUGGCUGAGUCCACCAUCCUAAGCAAGCAGAUGAUCGCCUCUGUGCCCGGGUGUGGGACGGCAGCAAUGGAAUGCAUACGGCAGUAUGUCAGUGAGGUGCUGGACUUCAUGGCUGACAUGCACACACUAACCAAGCUCAAGAGCCACAUGAAGACGUGCUCCCAGCCUCUGCACGAGGACACCUUCGGAGGCCAUCUCAAAGUUGGCCUGGCCCAGAUUGCAGCUAUGGAAAUCUCCCGGGGCAACCACAGAGAUAACAAAGCCGUGAUCCGAUAUCUGCCUUGGCUCUACCAUCCUCCCUCUGCAAUGCAGCAAGGACCUAAAGAAUUCAUCGAGUGUGUCUCCCACAUCCGGUUGCUGUCCUGGCUGCUUCUGGGGUCCCUCACACAUAACGCAGUCUGUCCCAACGCCUCCACGCCAUGCCUUCCCAUACCUCUGGAUGCAGGUUCCCACAUUGCAGACCACCUUAUUGUUAUCCUAAUUGGAUUUCCAGAGCAAUCAAAGACCUGCGUGCUCCACAUGUGCUCCCUCUUCCAUGCAUUCAUCUUUGCCCAGCUCUGGACGGUAUACUGCGAACAGAGUGCCGUGGCAACCAAUGUCCAGAAUCAGAACGAAUUCAGCUUCACAGCAAUACUAACAGCAUUGGAAUUCUGGAGCAGGGUGACACCGAGCAUCCUUCAGCUGAUGGCCCACAAUAAAGUGAUGGUAGAAAUGGUGUGUCUCCAUGUGAUUAGUUUAAUGGAGGCGUUGCAAGAAUGCAAUUCAACCAUUUUUGUCAAGCUGAUCCCUAUGUGGUUACCAAUGAUUCAAUCAAAUACCAAGCACUUAUCCGCCGGCCUCCAGCUUCGUCUCCAGGCCAUUCAGAACAACGUGAACCACCACAGCCUAAGGACGCUGCCCGGCUCGGGCCAGAGCAGUGCUGGCCUAGCAGCCCUCCGGAAAUGGCUGCAGUGCACCCAGUUCAAAAUGGCCCAAGUGGAGAUCCAGUCCUCAGAAGCAGCUUCUCAAUUUUAUCCUCUAUGAGUGGACUCCUCGGCUCCAGUGUCAACACGCUGGCUUAGCAAUAAUGGGUAUAAAAAACAAACAAUUUGAUCCAAGCAGGUUGGGGAACCUUGGUACUGUACUCUCUUUCUAGUUUAGUAUAAAGACGUGCAAAGGCCGGAGAGGGCCACAAACGAAGCUUUCUUGCUACACAUAUUUCUGAUGACUCCUUGGGCUAUCUGAUUAAGUGUUUCCUUACAUUAUUUUUUAAGAAAAAAAAAAAAAACAAAACCAAAAUCAUUUUUCUUUAUCUAACUUCUAUUUUUUUUAAGAAAAAAAAAAAUAGACUGGUGGGUACUCACAGAAAAGUUGUAUAAAGUCCCCCUGUUGCUAUUUUUGAUGAUAGAGAAUAAAUAGGGUUUUUGAAACCUUUGUAGUGUUUUUUCUUAAAAAUCCACUCUUGGAAAUGCAAUAAAAACAAAAACGAACUCAAGUCACCAGAAUCCAGUGACACUUGACCGAAGCUUUUUGUCAUCAUCCCUAGAAAAAGGCAGUUUGCAAGGAACAUUACAAAGUGCACUUAGAAAUUAGGUGGCUAAACUGUGCAAAUUCUGUUUUUAAUACACUUUCCCAAAACCGUCUGUUAAGUUGUAUUAUUUUUAAAACUAGUUUUUUCAACUCAGUAGUUCUGGGCUGGGCUUUCUUACAAGCUUUACGGUCAUCUUCUUAGUUUUGUGACUCAUAAUUUUAUUCUUUUGUUAACACUUGUCUGGGACUCCAUUUAAAACUACAGCUUGCACAGUGGACCAGAGGAGGCCCUGCACAGGUUCUGAGCGCCGCCCCUGGAGUUACAUUUCGUAAGAGGACCAGUUUAUUUAUACUUACUCCUUAGCAUUCCCAAAGCAACCUCUUUCCCCCAACCCCCCACCUCCCACUGUUACACACUUACCAGACAUAGUAGACAUUUAACCCGAAUGCUGACAUACUAUUAAAUGCAUUUUUACUAUCUUUAUGAGCCUCGGGUUUG
This is a messenger RNA of Mus pahari (shrew mouse), 9503 nucleotides long. RefSeq names its product unc-79 homolog, NALCN channel complex subunit (gene Unc79). Gene Ontology annotation, molecular function: protein binding. The transcript is spliced from 50 exons. Bases 692 to 8518 code for a protein of 2608 amino acids. The record is from RefSeq and is a predicted model, not a curated record. NCBI's taxonomy places the organism in Eukaryota, Metazoa, Chordata, Mammalia, Rodentia, Muridae.